UCCGCUGCGCCUUUUAACGACGGCGGCUGCGCCGCGGCGGGCGGGCUGCGCGGUGGGACCGGGCGGUGCGGCGGUGUCUCCCGGCCGCGUCUUUUGGUGCCGCAGCCGAGUGGGCGGUGCGGGGCCUCCGCCGGGAGCAGAUGGGGUGGCGGAACGCGGGGUGCUGGCGCGCCGGGAGAGCCCCACGGGCGAGCACCUGACGCGCCCGGUGACGGCUUGGCUGCGGGCGGGCAGCCCUGCAAUGGCGAAAGCUCCGCGCCCAGCUGGCCCACGGCGAUUAAGUGGUGCUCAGUGGCACAUGCAGAAUGUCCUCAAAGACUCUGUGGAGAGCUCCGAUGAUGAAUUCUUCGAUGCGCGAGAAGAGAUGGUGGAAGGAAAAAGUGCCAUCCUCAUAGGCAUGAGCCAGUGGAACUCAAACGACCUCGUUGAGCAGAUAGAAACAAUUGGGAAGCUGGAAGAAAAUCAAGGUGAAGAGUCUGCAUUUAGCUCAUCUGACUUUCUGCAGGAAAAACAACGUGAAUUAUAUAGAGGCUCUUUGAGAAAGCAAAGGUUUCCGGCACAAGGCAGUAUUGAAAUACAUGAGGACAAUGAGGAAGGAGUUCAACAUCAGAACUGCAAAACUCAUGUGCUAAUUUUGAUCCUACAUGGGGGGAACAUCUUAGACACUGGAGGUGGGGACCACAGCAGCAAGCUGGCAGACAUCAACACCUUCAGUUCUGUGUUUGAGAAAGUGACCCAAGCCCAUUUUCCUGCUGCUUUGGGACACAUCUUAAUCAGACUUGUUCCCUGCCCAGCAAUCUGUUCAGCAGCUUUCUCUCUUGUUUCCAACCUAAACCCCUACAGCUAUGAUGAGAGCUGUCUCAGCAGCAGUGAAGACCACAUCCCACUGGCUGCCUUGCCCUUGCUGGCUGUUUCAUCCCCUCAAUAUCAGGAUGCAGUUGCCAUGGUGAUCAGUAGAGCAAAUCAAGUCUACAAUGAAUUUCUGAAGUCUACAGAUGGGGCUGGUUUUAAUGGACAGGUGUGUCUCAUUGGUGACUGCAUUGGAGGAAUUUUGGGCUUUGAUGCCAUCUGCUAUAAUUCUAACACAACUGACGAGAGUCGGAACAGUAGCAGGAGAGGAAGCAUCAGCAGCAUCCAGGAUAAUCCCCUCUUAGCAGAGGACUCAAGUCUGGGUGGCAGCAAACGCCUGAGCAAAAGCAAUAUUGACAUCUCGGGAAUCAUGGAGGAUGAGAAGCCAAGGCAGCCGUUGCCUAGGAAACAGAGUGACUCAUCCACCUAUGACUGUGAUACUAUAACCCAGCAUCAUGCUUUCCUGUCUAGCAUCCACUCAAGUGUGUUGAAAGAUGGUGCAGACUUUCCUCCUGUGAAUUCCAGUCUCUCAGAAGUAAACCUGGGCCGAUUCGAAUUCGAGGUGUCUGAUUUCUUCCUCUUCGGAUCGCCGCUUGGUUUGGUGCUGGCCAUGAGGAGUACUGUUCUGCCUGGCCUGGAUGUAUGCCAGAUUCACCCAGCCUGCAGCCAAGUGUACAGUUUCUUUCACUCUGCUGACCCCUCUGCCUGCAGACUUGAACCACUGCUGGAGAAAAGAUUCCAUCUCCUGCCUCCAUUCAGUGUCCCACGGUACCAGAGAUACCCACUAGGGGAUGGAAGAUCUCACCAGUUAGGUGAUGCUAUCCACAACCACAGUGCUCUGUUCCUUGAGAACUGCUCUUUAAACAUACCUUUCUCUCAGGAGAGUCCUGGAUCUCCAAACGCAUCUGAUCAACCACAAGGAAAAACAAGAAAGUUGAGCUUGGCCAGCACAAACAGUGAAAACUCAGGGUCAACAGAAAGUUUGCCAUCUGCAUACUUCACCAACAUUACGGCAAAGUGGUGGGGAACAAAACGAAUAGAUUAUGCCUUGUAUUGUCCAGAUGUGCUGACAGCUUUUCCAACUGUGGCCCUGCCACAUCUCUUCCAUGCCAGCUACUGGGAAUCAACAGAUGUUGUGGCCUUCAUUUUAAGACAGGUGAUGAGGUAUGAAAAUGUAGAUUUCAAGGAAAAGGACAACCUGGAUCCAGCAACAUUAAGUCCAUCCAACCCACGAGAAAAAUGGCUACGCAAAAGGACACAUGUCAAAUUGAGAAAUGUCACUGCUAAUCACCGGGCUAAUGACGUCAUUGCAGCAGAAGACGGUCCUCAGGUACUGGUUGGGCGCUUUAUGUAUGGACCUCUGGACAUGGUAGCUUUAACAGGUGAAAAGGUUGAUAUCUUCAUAAUGACUGAGCCAUCUUCGGGUAGGUGGGUGUACUUUGACACAGAGAUAUCCAACAGCAGUGGCCGGAUAUCCUACAACAUACCCAAACAGAAGAGACUGAGAGUUGGUGUGUAUCCAAUCAAAAUGGUGGUCAGAGGGGAUCAGAGCAGUGCAACCAGUUACCUGACUGUUCUUCCUCGAGGAAUGGAAUGUGUUGUGUUCAGCAUUGAUGGUUCAUUUGCAGCAAGUGUUUCAAUUAUGGGAAGUGACCCCAAAGUCCGAGCUGGGGCCGUUGAUGUUGUCAGGCAUUGGCAGGACCUGGGCUAUCUGAUUAUCUAUAUUACUGGUCGUCCAGAUAUGCAGAAACAGCGUGUGGUUUCAUGGUUGUCUCAACAUAACUUUCCACAAGGGAUGAUCUUUUUCUCAGAUGGACUUGUUCAUGACCCACUGCGACAAAAGACCAUUUUUCUCCGGAAUCUCAUGCAAGAGUGCCACAUCAAAAUCUGUGCUGCGUACGGUUCGAUGAAGGAUAUUUCUGUGUACAAUGUCUUGGCUCUGUCACCAUCCCAGAUCUACAUAGUUGGGCGAUCAACAAAGAAAUACCAGGCACAGUGUCAAUUCCUCAGUGAAGGUUAUGCAGCUCACUUGGCCUCGCUGGAGUUCAGUCUCCAUUCACGACCCAAGAAGAACAACUCUCGGAUGAUCUUGAGAAAAGGCAGCUUUGGCCUCCACUCCCAACCUGAGUUUUUGCGCAAAAGAAAUCAUCUCCGCAGGACUAUGUCUGUGCAGCAGCCUGACCCACCUUCUUCUAACCCCAAGCCAGAGCGUGCCCAGAGCCAGCCCGAAUCAGACAAAGACCAUGACAGGCAUUUGCCCUCUGUUGCUUGGGUUCGAGGUGGAGUUCACAAGUUUGAAUCUGUCCCCUAGGGAAGCUUGGGAAUGUACAUCUUGGGUGCACCCCAUUAAAAUUGUAGGCAUGCCUCAAAGACAAUACUUAGGCAGCUUCCAACUAAAGAGAUACAGAGGGGAACCUGUACCUUCAAGUCUUCCCUGCUCUGGAAUCUGCCUUCUUACACCAACUGGGGAACUAUAUGUCUUUUCCUCUUGACAUGUUUAUUGGGAAAUUUUAAAACAAUCUAAAACUAUUGCAAGUGCUUAUAACAUCAAAGCAACAGGAAAUAUCUCUGGUUAUUUUUUGCAGCAGAUGUAAUGAAAUGUGCAAUAAGAGAAAAAACAGGCUGAUUUUACUCAGAAGAAGGAUUGUGGUAUCAUCUAACUAGCUGCACCUGAAGUAGUGUAAGCAGUAGGUCCCAAAGGUUACAGAGGUUUACACUUUGAACAUUAAAUAGUUGUAUCUGUUUCCACUUCCCUUUCAAUAGUGAUACACUUGCAAGGGAAGCAGAGGUGGGAACUACAGUAAUGGAGGUCAGGAUUUGUACAGCAAGAUGCUUUUUGGGUGCCUUAAACCCAAGAUUUCCUUUCAGCUUACAGUGUUGGUCAACAGACCUCAAUCAACAUGGGCACUCACGUUUGUGUGAGGUGCUGGACAUCAAGUAAAUGGGAGAGAACUCCACUUCUGAACCGAAUCAUAAAAUCUUUAUGUCAGAAAUAAAUGUGUCUGCCACAGUUUGAAGCAGUUAGUGUUGCUGUAUACAAAGUAAUGUGCAAGUGUACAAAGAUCACAUUGUUUUGUGGAACUUGGUGACUGUACAAAAUGUGUGAACUACUCUGAGUAAGGAGAUAGCUCUAACCAUCUCAGUCUGAGAGACAGAUCCUAAGUUGGUAAGCUAAAAGGAGGUCUUUUACUAAGGGAUCUGCAAACUUCAGAGCAACCACUUUUUUCAUUAUUCUAACUAGAAUCUUUACACUGGAGGAGAAAAAAGUAAUGGCAUUCCUAUGGGUAAAUUCUUCUCAUGCUUUGUAGCAACUGCUGCGUUAAGACAAUCUGUAGCAUUCAGAAUUACAGCAUUUGAGCUUCAAAAAAUGGACAUGCCAAAUUAUAGGUGCCAAGUAGAUGUUUUCCUACUGAUUUAAAUUUCUCUCAGAUCUCUCAAUGAACUUACUAGAAGUCAAAUUUUCCCUAAUUAGUAGUAUUUCUUAAGUGUUGUAGUGUAUUUGGGUAUAGUUGUAGUUAUUUGAGUAUAGUUGUAGUUAUUUGAGUAUAGUAGCAGUUUGCAGAUUCUUCAUGAAGAUAGUUCCACGGCACUAAGUUCACCAAGAGAACUUUGAUGACUGAACUGAAGUAUGUUUUGAAGCCCACAAUGAAGCUACAAGUGCACAUAAAGCCCCAUUUCUUUAAAAGUUAAAACCAGACUACUGACACUGAGAAAGCUUGAAUAAAUUAUUAUGCAGAUGUGUUUAGUUUUAAUUUCAGGGAGCUGGAGUGGAGAGAGUAUCAUGCCCUUUCAUUCUUUCCCCUCCUUGCUUUCAGGUUUUCCAUGUCUGUAGCUAGACCAAAAAAAGUCUUUGAACAACUCUAUUGGUUAAUGAUUUUGAAAGUUGACAUGGAAAGCAAACAAGAAAUACAACUGAAAACUAUUAAGACAAUGCAGAAGUAAACCUAAGUCUAUAUUCCCUACUCACCCAAAAGUUUCAGUGUGCUUUUUAAAGGGAUUAGUAAUGUGGCUUUUGCCUUAAAAGGCAGAAAAGUCUCUUAUAAAUGGAGGUCUUUAUUUUUUUAGGCAUUAGUUGGCAAGAUUUUCAGUUAUCUAUUUCAAACUUCCUGAAAGAUCUCUGGCAUAUCAUUAAUAUAUUUUUUUUUAAAUAAUGCUUCCUUUAAGGGAAAGGGUAAUAGUUUCUAAAGAUUUAAGAAAGGUAUUAAAAGUUUGAUAACUCACACAAAUAGGGAACAGGUAGCUACAUUGCAGGGGCCUGGGCUUUUAUGCUCUGUUGCCAAGUCAGCCAGCUACAAAAGCUAGGUUAAAGAUAGCCACAAACUACAUUGAGGCAGUCUUCAGGUUUACAAAUGCUUUCCCAGCAGUAUCCCACCUAGUUCUUUAAUCCACAACCUGGAAGGAGUUAUUCUGUGUUUCUCUUGUCCCACUGUGAGUCUCAAUUCUAAUCAUAUUGUCCAUUUCUUCUCCUGUCCUCAGCAGCUAGGAGAUUGCACAGGUACACUGGUCUCCAUCUCUCCCCAGUCAGUUCACUGUUAGCAUGCUCCUGUUUAUUAGUUUAAAAUAGGCAUGGGAAUCCAAGGCUUGUGAGAGAAGAACUCACUAGGCAAAUUUUAAAUGUGCUGAGGGGCCUAAAAGCAUCGUUGAUUGAUUGCAGAGUUAUUUUUAAGCACUAGGUGUUGUGUAGCUUGUCUCCUGACAGUAAGCACUGUUCCUGCUCCAAAGUUCAAAGCUAAUGUUGCUUUAACUGUCUACCUCUACCAUCCAAGAGCCUGCAAAUUCAAUGCUUUAAGUUGCUGUAGUAGAAAGGCCUGCUUCCUUUCAAAAGAAGGAUCUGCGCAUAAUUCUAACUGUAUUAAAGGAAGUAGCGUCUGAGCACAGGGUUAGAGAAAUCUCCUAGGUUGUUAAGGUCUGUCUUUUACUCUUGCAGACACAAUGUCAUUUUGUUGGGUACCAUGUCAUGAAAACUCUGAUUUUGUGUAUUUCUGUUAAUAACUGGGUCACCUUUACAGUAGUCACUGUGUUGGCUUUUCUUAAGAAUAUUAUGAGCUAAUAGCAGUAGAACAAAUGCGUGUGUGUGUGUGUGCAUGAUUUAGAGUGGUAACAAUUUCAAAGUUUCUACCCAUGACAUUGAAAUCAACUGAAAAUAUUUUACCUAACUUCAUUUUCUACAAUAUAUGAGAGCUCAUGUGGCCUUUGCAUAAUUCCAAUACUAUCUAUUGCUCAGGGAUGGGAUGGUUUAUCUCCUGAUCACAUGCCUCCAGCUGAGAACUUUGGCAAACAGUAAUACAGGCAUUAGCUUGGAGGGCAAAGCUUCAUGUUGUUUGGGAGCCAAUCUUCUGAAACAUCAGAUGCCAAACGCAUUUGUUUUGAUAGCACUAGCCAGUUGCCAGUAAAUGGUAAAACAACUUACGUUGGAGCUGAGAGUAUGUUUUAGACAUUUCACAAGUAGACUGGCAGUUCAACAAAUAUUCUGUAACAAUGGCUGGGGAACUCAGGCAUGUAGAACCACUAGUUUGUUUGUUUUCCUCAGCUUUGCUUGAGGUGACCCCUGAGGUUUGCCUGAUGAAUUACUACUUUCAUAGUAUGAUUUUUCAGUCAUGUUUUCUCUUAAACCAUUUCCUUCUGGUCAGAAUUUUAGUUAUACACUUUGUCCACCUGAAACUGCAUGUAGUGGUUCAUAGGAAUUCAGUUUGCAACAGGAUUUCAGUUUUACUUGUGCUUUCUCAGAAGGAUUGUCAGUCCUCCUAAGCAGGCCACUUGUUGAGGAUAAGCUUGAUCCUACGGUUGUCUUCUCUGAUUCCAAGUCCUCACUGCUGCAAUCUCUGUGCCGUCAGCACUUAGACUUUCUAGGCUAUGGAAGUGUUAAAGCAUACACAGAAGAGAAAGGGACAGAGAAGUCAGACGGAAGGGUGGGUGCCCAAGGAACACAGGUAGACCUGUCAGGAGUUUAAGCACCUUUAGUGCCUCUAGUCUGUUACAGAAAAGCACAUUCUUUUAACAUGCUGAAUGGAAGAAGCGUAAGUGAAACUGUAAAACAUAACUGUUAAGGCAGCAUACAAGUCAGUGCAAAGUAGCCCACUGCUGGAGGCAUUUACUUCUCUGCCCUGUUGAUACAGAUCCAGUUCUAAAGUAUUGUAAAAAAGAAAAAAAAAAAAAAAAAGACACCUUAACUGAAGUUUUGGUUCUGUUUUCACAGCAAACUUAUAUCCAAUAUAUUUUUAAAAAACCCCAAUGUCUAGUUAGGUGAGUUUGAAAAAAGAUAAGAGUGCAGAAUGUUCCACAGACGUGAAUAGUGUGGUUGAUCCAAACCAGUUUGUUUUUAAUAACUGAUUUUAAAUUUUUAAGUGUUUGCAUACACUAGUGCUCUUGGAUCUUAUUCUUGCUUGACAAAAGUACUCCUGUUUAGUUUUGUGAUAUGGUUUAUAUCUAUUCAGCAUAAAAUUUUGUUGGUUGUAAAAAUCAAUGGCAUUGAUAAUUCUUGUUCUUUUGGGUUCAUGAAAGCUGCCAUUUUGAUGUGUUUACAUGAAAAUAGUCCUAGUUCUUACAGGUUACUUCACCUGUUCCUCUAGUACCAAGGGAAAUCACUUCUAAACAGUUAAAAUUUUCACUGCUUAUGUAAAAGUGGAACUAGCAGUAAACUGCAGAAAAAAAUUACACACAAUCUACUAUUAAAAUAAGCAGAACAAAACCACUUUAUCUGAGAAAUCUAGCAUUCUGCAAAAUGGCUGUUGUUUGCCAUUAUUAGUGAACAAGUUGUCCUAUUUAUACAUUGCAGGCUUUAGGCCAGGGCACUAGUAAUGUGUGUACUUAAGCAAAUGCCCAAUACUGAGAUUUUAGUGUCAUUGUAUACUUCACAGACUAAAUUAGGAGGGAAUAAAGAUAUUUUUUUCCUUCUUUCUGUCACGA
Molecule: messenger RNA, 7755 nt
Organism: Apus apus (common swift)
Lineage: Eukaryota; Metazoa; Chordata; Aves; Apodiformes; Apodidae
Gene: PITPNM3
Product: PITPNM family member 3
Exons: 20
Coding region: 242-3160 (972 amino acids)
Biological process (GO): phospholipid transport
Cellular component (GO): cytoplasm
Molecular function (GO): metal ion binding; phosphatidylcholine binding; phosphatidylinositol binding
Source: RefSeq, a predicted model, not a curated record